Opisthocomus hoazin is the source of this 2295-nucleotide messenger RNA. The record is from RefSeq and is a predicted model, not a curated record. Lineage: Eukaryota; Metazoa; Chordata; Aves; Opisthocomiformes; Opisthocomidae.
AUGACGUGUUUGUAUUGUUUGGUACACAACCCCCAGCCCUCUACAGCACCACGCUGCUCUCCCCGCGGGGAACCCGGAGAAACAUUGACUGAACUGGCAAGGAAUGGGGACCAGAAUGGGCACCCCGUGCCCUGGCUGCGGCAUCAGCUCCAGUGCAGCGUCAAAGCCAGAACAGCAGGGCAAACGUACCAAUGCAGGGACCGCUGUCAGUUUGCCCUUUUUUGUUCAAAAUCAGAUCACGUAAAGCCAUUUGCUGUGUCAUCUGAAAGAGAUCGAAUGACAAAUACAUCUAAGAUUUUAGGAAAAUUAAUUUCAAUUAAUUCCUUGAGUUCCUUCAAUUCACUGCUUGAAGCUAUUUCCAAAAGGAAGAAACAUGCAGAAGGAACACCUGCGACCUCUGCAUCCAGACCAGGCUGGAGUCCCGGUCCGAGCCUCCUCCAGCGUGUCUGCAGGCUGAAGCAUAGGCUGCAGCAUGAGAGCAGCUACCAAGCACGGUGGCUUCGCUCUUCCCAAGCCACCCCAGCUCCAACAAGGGCUCAGGCACAGAGCUGGGUGAGAGAGAAGGGUGAUGAAAAGGAGCAAGCAGAGCUUUUGACUUUGAGCGUGUUACGAAGCGAGACCUGCUGCGAAAUGCUGUCAGGCUCAGCAGCACAAACGCACGGACCUGCCAAGCACCAGCAGACAGCAGCGAGCGGAUUGGAUGGUGCCCCUAAAAAACGACGGGCUGCUGCAACCCGACGCUCUAGAAAGUUAGUCCUGCUACCACAUGAGAAUAAUAGGCUUAGAAAAACUGAUGCAGAUAUCUCAGUAAGCUUGCUCUCCCUAGUUGUCACAGCCUGUGGUCUUGCUCUGUUUGGUGUCUCUCUGUUCGUGUCCUGGAAGCUUUGCUGGAUCCCUUGGCGGGAGCGUGGUCUGCCGUUUGGGAACAAAGACAACAAACAAGAAUCACUGAACUACACAGAUACAGAGACCAAUGACCAUGACUACAGUGAGGAUUAUCUGGGUCAGUCUACAGCCUAUCCGGAGUCCUCCAUGAAGAUUAGCCACACCUCCCCUGAUAUUUCAUUAGAUGCUCAGGCAGGAACGAAGGAGAACUGCGUACACAAUGUGCGAAUGCAUCGUCAGAUCACUGAACCAACCUCUUCUGCUCGGCAUAAUUCAAUCCGAAGACAGCUCAACCUCUCCAACCCUGACUUCGACAUCCAGCAGGUUCAGAAACAGGAGCAACUGACGGGGAUUGGCCGCAUUAAGCCUGAGCUAUAUAAACAAAGAUCUGUGGACACAGACGAUGGCCGGAGGAGUAACAGCAAGGCAUGUGGAAAACUGAACUUUAUUCUGAAAUAUGAUUGCGAUUUAGAGCAGCUGAUAGUGAAGAUACACAAGGCCAUCAACCUGCCAGCGAAGGACUUCUCUGGAACUUCAGAUCCAUAUGUGAAGAUAUAUCUGCUUCCUGAUAGGAAAACAAAACACCAAACUAAAGUGCACAGAAAGACCCUAAAUCCAGUAUUUGAUGAAGUUUUUUUAUUUAGUGUCCCAUACAGUGAUCUGAGCGCAAGAAAACUCCAUUUCUCUGUGUAUGACUUUGACAGAUUCUCCAGACAUGACUUGAUUGGCCAAGUGAUAGUGGAUAAUUUUUUAGAUUUGGCAGAUUUUCCCAGAGAAUGUAAUAUUUGGAAGGAUAUUGAAUAUGUCACCAAUGAUAAUGUGGAUCUUGGUGACCUGAUGUUUUCACUCUGCUACCUUCCAACAGCUGGUAGACUAACUAUUACAAUAAUAAAGGCAAGAAAUUUAAAGGCGAUGGAUAUCACAGGAGCAUCAGAUCCCUACGUGAAGGUUUCUUUAAUGUGUGAAGGAAGGCGACUAAAGAAAAGAAAAACUUCCACCAAGAGGAAUACCCUUAAUCCUGUUUACAAUGAAGCCAUAGUGUUUGACGUCCCUCCAGAAAACAUUGACCAAAUUAACUUGUCGAUAGCUGUUAUGGAUUAUGACCGUGUAGGUCACAAUGAGGUCAUUGGAGUAUGUCAAGUAGGCAACGAUGCAGAAAGUCUAGGUCGCGACCACUGGAACGAAAUGCUCUCAUACCCUCGGAAACCCAUUGCUCACUGGCAUCCUCUUGCAGAGGGCCCUAUUCAGCAGAAAUGUUAUGCAGGUCUUCUGCGCUUGGAUGGCUGCCGAAGAGGCAGUGGGAGCAUGGGUGCUGCCAACGUGCAAGUACGCUGUGAGAGAAGAUCGAGCAAAGUGAGGGAGCUCUGCCUCUAUGUUUGUGCCCUCAAUGACAAGCUAGCUGCUGGCUGA